Sorex fumeus (smoky shrew) is the source of this 744-nucleotide messenger RNA. RefSeq names its product interleukin 27 (gene IL27). The record is from RefSeq and is a predicted model, not a curated record. NCBI's taxonomy places the organism in Eukaryota, Metazoa, Chordata, Mammalia, Eulipotyphla, Soricidae. Bases 1 to 744 code for a protein of 247 amino acids. Gene Ontology annotation, molecular function: interleukin-27 receptor binding. Gene Ontology annotation, biological process: regulation of T-helper 1 cell differentiation; regulation of T cell proliferation. The transcript has 6 exons.
AUGGGCCAGAAGGCAGGAGACCUUGGCUGGCGGCUCAGUCUAUUGCUCCUGUCCUUGCUCCUGGCUCGAGCUGGUGUCUGGGGAUUCCCGAGGCCCCCAGGGAGGCUGAGCCAGUCAGAGCUGCGGAGGGAAUUCAAGAUCAGCCUGCAUCUCGCCAGGAAGCUGCUCUCUGAGGUUCGGGUCCAGGCCCACCACUUUGCUGACUCUCACCUACCUGGAGUGAACCUGGACCUCCUGCCCCUGGGAUACCAGCUCCCCAACGUCUCCCUGACCUUCCAGGACUGGUGCAAACUCUCCGACGCAGAUCGGCUCAGCUUCCUUUCCAUGACGCUCAGUCCCUUCCAUGCCCUGUUGGAAGGUCUGGGGAGCCGGGGGCCCUGGACCAGCGCAGAGAGGCUGCAACUGUGGACUGUGCGCCUGGACCUCCGAGACUUGCAACGGCAUCUCCGCUUCCAGGCGCUGGCUGCAGGACUCAACCUCCCCCAGGAAGAGAGCGAGCUGGAGCAGGGGCUGCCUCCGGGGGCUCUGGGCAGCGUCCCCGAGCCCGGGUGGUCCCGGGUGCCCUGGCCACAGCUCCUGUCCACCUACCAGCUGCUUCACUCCCUGGAACUCGUCUUGUCUCGGGCCGUGAGGGACUUGCUGCUGCUCUCCCAGGACUUCCGGCGUGCCGUCUGGGACGGGACAGCCUCCAACGCGCGGGCGGCAUCCCCCUGCCUCCCUCCCCAGCCCCACCCAAUAACUUAA